GGAGGCUCUGGGGGGACAUGAUCGUUCUUCUGCCAGGCGCGCACGAACGGACUCGAGUUCCGCAGCUUCCCCGGACUUGCUCGGUGGCGAAUCUGCCGUUGCGGCACACUGGGCAGGUGCGUAAGGCCCCAACGGGAACUUUGUGGAAUCUGCUGUGGGGAGAACGACGCCAGGGUCUCUUGGGCAACUGCAGCCAUGGCGGCGGCUGCCCCCAGUGCCGGCGGCUCCGCGCCCCAGGCGGCGGGCUCCGCCGAAGCGCCCCUGCAGUACAGCCUUCUUCUGCAGCACCUGGUGGGUGACAAGCGCCAGCCCAGGCCCCUGGAGCCCGGGAGCCUAGGCGGGAUCCCGAGUCCGAUCAAGAGUGAGGAGCAGAAGAUGAUCGAGAAGGCGAUGGAAAGCUGCGCCUUCAAGGCAGCGCUGGCCUGCGUGGGAGGAUUUGUCUUAGGAGGUGCAUUUGGGGUGUUCACCGCCGGCAUUGAUACCAAUGUGGGCUUUGACCCCAAGGAUCCUUACCGGACUCCGACAGCAAAAGAAGUUCUUAAGGACAUGGGGCAGAGAGGAAUGUCCUACGCCAAAAAUUUUGCCAUUGUGGGCGCCAUGUUUUCUUGCACUGAGUGUUUGGUCGAAUCUUACCGGGGGAAGUCCGAUUGGAAGAACAGUGUCAUUAGUGGCUGCAUCACUGGAGGAGCCAUUGGUUUCAGAGCUGGCUUAAAUGCUGGGGUCAUUGGUUGUGGCGGUUUUGCUGCUUUCUCUGCUGCAAUCGAUUAUUAUCUACGGUGAGAGUGACUGCCUCCGGGGACGGACACCACCACCCAGGACCAGAGCUGCCCUGUGGAGGGCCUUUCUGCACCACUCGGGGCCCUCACCUCAGACCCUCCUAACUAAGCUGCUAGCAGGUAGCCAGCUGGAACAUCCAGACCCUGAAGACAUUUGUUUCCUCUCAGACAGUCCAUGUUGUGAGGAGCCGCCCGGCCACUGGGCGCCUCCAGCCUCGGAGCAGCCACUCUCUCUGCUCCUGGACGCCAGCCUCUCUCUCUCUCCGGCAGAUUAGGAGUCAGUGUGUUGACUUGUAGAAGUGAAGCUCCACAGAGAUUCGGUGCUGACCACAGUUGGCCCCCUGGCUGGUUAGUGCUGUGGGAACGGAGGUGACUUUACAGACCCAGGAAGCUGCUCGACCUUGGAACUCCAUGCAAACAUCCCUCUCACGUAUCCAUCAGGGCAGCGCAGAGUAAACGUAUGCCUGCUGACCAAUUGUGUCACUUUGUUUAGCCUUCUGCUAUCCUUGUUUAAAAAAAUGUAUUUAUAUUACAGCUUAAA
This is a messenger RNA of Myotis davidii, 1317 nucleotides long. RefSeq names its product translocase of inner mitochondrial membrane 22 homolog (yeast) (gene TIMM22). Lineage: Eukaryota; Metazoa; Chordata; Mammalia; Chiroptera; Vespertilionidae. The transcript has 4 exons. The coding region runs from base 196 to 780 and encodes 194 amino acids. Gene Ontology annotation, molecular function: transmembrane protein transporter activity. Gene Ontology annotation, biological process: protein insertion into mitochondrial inner membrane. Gene Ontology annotation, cellular component: TIM22 mitochondrial import inner membrane insertion complex. The record is from RefSeq and is a predicted model, not a curated record.